This is a messenger RNA of Rhododendron vialii, 699 nucleotides long. Its product is annotated as AT-hook motif nuclear-localized protein 9-like. NCBI's taxonomy places the organism in Eukaryota, Viridiplantae, Streptophyta, Magnoliopsida, Ericales, Ericaceae. The record is from RefSeq and is a predicted model, not a curated record. The coding region runs from base 126 to 689 and encodes 187 amino acids. Gene Ontology annotation, molecular function: minor groove of adenine-thymine-rich DNA binding. The transcript has 3 exons.
UGUUACAUACAUAUGUUUUAGUUUUUUGUAUAUACAUUGACAUUGUAGUUGUUGAUUUAUAAAUUGUUAAUUUCUUUUUUUGACAGAAACCGAAUGAUCUUCUAAUAACUUUGAACUUUUUUCCAAUGGAAGACAACAACAUUAGCGCGCCUCUGCCUCAGGCUGAGGCAGAGACUCAAUCUCCACCCGUUCCGGCGGAGACAACCGCCGUGAAGGUGGAGGUCACGGUCGCCGGCACCGUGGAAAACCUCCAUGCAAACGGCAGCAGGGAUGGAGGAGGUGAAGCGGCGGAGGAUGGAGGUGAUGGAGAAUCAGGAGGUGUGGUGGGGCCAGAAGUAACUAUUCGGAGAAAGAGGGGUAGACCCAGAAAGCAUCAUCAAUUGGGGUCGCCGGACUCUUCGGCUUCACCGGUGAGUCUUGGUCCUAAACGGGGAAGAGGCCGCCCCCCUGGCAGCGGCAAAUUGCAAAUGUUGGCUUCCUUGGGUGAGCUUGGUGACACAGCUGGAGGAAACUUCACUCCUUAUGCACUGGCGAUACAAACAGGAGUGGACAUUGCUGGUGUUCUAUCAUCAUUUGCUCAGAAGGGUGCUCGAUCCUUUUGCAUUCUCUCUGCAGUUGGCUGUGUUUCUAUCGUGGAUAUUUGUCCAACUGGUUAUUUUGGCUGCGGUAUUUUAAGAUUCAAGGCAUGAUUUAUACCCU